This is a messenger RNA of Aquila chrysaetos chrysaetos, 3496 nucleotides long. RefSeq lists its product as uncharacterized. Bases 353 to 1543 code for a protein of 396 amino acids. The transcript is spliced from 2 exons. The record is from RefSeq and is a predicted model, not a curated record. Lineage: Eukaryota; Metazoa; Chordata; Aves; Accipitriformes; Accipitridae.
AGCAGCCCGGUGGGCCCGGCCCCGGGGGACCGGUGGGGUGCCGGGCGGCAGCACCGGGACGCCCAGUACCGAGCGGUGAUGGGUUUGGCAUCCGCCGGCUGGGAAUGUGGCAGGGAUGGAUCCAGACCCCUGCUAAUUCUUCCCUUCGCCCGUUCCCCGUGCUGGUUCACCUGCGCCGCGAUCGCCGGCACCGUUCCUGCGCCGGUGGAAGGAGGCCGACCUCUGCCGGGCUCGUUAACCGAGGUUAAACGAGCAUCCGGCGAUGGGCGACCUCGUAAUGUCCACCGGGAGCUUUUAAUCUUCCCUCCUCCACCGGCCAGAGUGGUGUCGGAGCCGGCGGGGGGCUGUAAAGAUGACGAUGCCACGGUGUUUCACUCCGUGCCGUGGAUGGGCCGUGCUGGUGGGUUCGGCGGUGGGUUCGGGCACGGUGCCGGGAACGUUUCCUCUUCCCAAGCAGCUCGAUGGCAGGGAGCGGGGUCGGAGCCCAGCCGGCACCGCCGGCACCGCCGCUGUACGGCACGAAGGUGAAAGCAGUGCCACCGUCGCUCGGAGCAGCUUUCGGCUCAUCCUGGCAUGGUUCAGCGCCGCUUGGAGCAGCUUUUGGCUCAUCCCGGCAUGGCUCGACGCUGGAUUUCCCUCCUUGGCACAUCGUUUAGAGGAGUUGGCGCACGGAUCGUCUCUGCUCAACGCCACGAAAUCCCCCUCCGACAGCACUGACAACCCCGCAGCUGAAUUCCCUGAGGAUCCCAGCGCCAGCAAAGCCCUGCAUCCCAACGAAAGCCCUCGGCACGGGAUUUGCCAGCUUGUAGCCACGACCAUCAGAGCAGAAACGGAAGAGCUCCCUGGGGGAUGUGUCCUUUGCUUGUUCCGGCUCCGGGAUGGGGGAAAAAAAGCCACUUUUCUGCUAAACGAGCUCGUUAACACCGGGGAGGAAUGUCACCAAUCGCUUGAGAUUUCCCGGGUGGAAGGAAAUUAUCCGGGAUCCCAGCUCGAGCCCUGGGAGCUUCCCGGAUCCUCCCCGAAUUCCUCUCGCAUCGAAAUCCGGAGCGCUUGCUCCCCUUCUGAGUUUUUUUUCAUGGCUGCGAUGUGUUUUGCACGUAAGCGGCGUUGGCGCGAGUAUGCUGGACGCUGCGCGCUUCGUUGUGGCCUGGGACAGAGGGGGAAAGACCAGCGCCGUCCUCCUGCGUUGCAGCUCCACUCUGCCACGCGAGGAAGAAGAAACCACACUGGGAAGAAACACGCAGCUGGAGUCUGCCCGGUUCAAGCGCGCUGGGAGUGUGCCGGACCCUGCGAUGUUGGCCGUGACCUGGCACGGAGGGGUAAAAACUGGCGGUGUCCUCCCACAUCGCGACUCUGCUCUGCCAGCAAGGAAAAAAACAAAAAAAAAAAACACGUAGGGGGAAAAAAAAACCCACCCCUGUGGCUGGAGUCUGCCCGGCUUGAGCGUGCGGGACCCUGCGAGCUUGGCCGUGACCUGGCACGGUGGGGUAAAAUUGGUGCCGUCCUCCUACAUCGUGAUUCUGUUCUGCCAUGUGAGGAAUAAAAACCAUGCAGAGGGGAAAAAAAAAUACACAGCCGCAGCCUGCCCAGCUCAAGUGUGCUGGGAGCGUGCCAAACCCUGCGCGCUUGGCCAUGACCUGGCACAGAGGAGGGAAAACCAGCGCCGUCUUCCUGCGCCGUGUCUCCGCUGUGCCCCGUGUCUCUUCCGGGGAGGAAAAACAAAAACAAACCCCGCGGGGAAAAAACACGCGGCUGUAGCCUGCCUGGCUGAAGCGCACCGGGAGCGCACCAGAACCUGUGUGCUCAGCUGUGACCCAGCACGGAGCGGGGAAAAACCAGCGCUGUUCUCCUGCAUCGUGGUUCUGCUCUGCUACAGGUUUCUACCGGGAAGGGGGGAAAAAAAAACACGCGGGGGAAAAAUACAUAGGUGUAGCUUGCUCGACUGAAGCGCACCAGGAGCACGCCGCCCUGCGUGCUUGUCCGUGACCCAGCACAGAGUGGGGGCAAACUGGCGCCGUCCUCCUGCGUCGUGGCUCUGGUUUUGCCAUGCAAGGGGAAAAAAAAAAAACCACACAGGGGAAAAACACGUGGUUGUAGCCUUCCUGACUCAAGCGUGCCUGGAGCGUGCCGGACCCCGCACGCUUGGCCAUGAACCGCCACGGAAAGGGAAAAAAAACGGUGCCGUCCUCCUGUGCUGCAGGUCCACUUUGCCACAGGCUUCUCCCAGAGAGGAAGAAAACCCAUGCGAAGAAAAAAAACACGUGGUCGUAGCCUGCCUGACUCAAGGGCGCCUGGAGCGUGCCGGACCCUGCACGCUUGGCCGUGAACCGCUACGGAGGGAGAAAAAACAGUGCCGUCCUCUUGCGCUGUGGCUCUGCUCUGCCACAUGUUUCUCCCAGAAACGAAAAAAAACUACACGAGAUAAAAACACAUGGCCAAUAGCGUGCCUGGCUCAAGCACGCCGUGAGCACGCCGGACGGACCCCACGCGUUUGGCUGUGACCCAGCACGGAGCGGGCAAAAAACCUCAGUGCUAUUUUGCACCGUGGGUCUGCUCUGCCACAGGUUUCUCCCACGGAGGAAAAAAAAAAAAAAAGCAACGUGGGGGGAAAAAAUAUGUGGCCGUAAUCUGCCCAGCUCAAGCGUGCCGGACCCUGCGCGCUUGGUUGUGAUGUGAUAUGAAAGGGGAAAAAACGGCACUGUCCUCCUGUGUCGUGGUUCUGCUAUCCCAGCAAGGCAAAAAAAAAAAAAAAAAACAAACCACGGAGGGAAAAAAUACGUAGCUGUAGCCAUAGCCCGCCCAGCUCAAGCGUGCCGUGAGCGUGCCGGACCCCGCACGCUUGGCCAUGAACCACCACGGAGGGGGAAGGAACCGGUGCUGUUCUCCUGCGUUGUGGCUCUGCUCUCCCUGCAAGGCAAAAAAAAAAAAAAAAAGAAACAAAAACCAAAAACCCCGCAGGGGAAAAAACACCCGGCCAAAGCCUUCCUGACUCAAGCUCGCAGCAAGCUCGCAGGGUAACCCACUGCAGAAACUCUGCCGGGAGCCGUUUGGCCUGGGGAAAGGCCCCUUCCUCUUGACUUCCAGGGAAGGCAGCGAUUGUCCCCACUUAACCGGUUUAGCAUUUAAAUUGUCCCAAUUCUGCUCCGCCUUUGCAUGGCUCUGGGGCGAUGGGCUGGGGGAAGGGUUUCCGCAGUCCAGCUCCCACCCUUGAAGCGAGCAGAGCUUGGGAAGCGAGCUUGGGAAGGGAGCAGAGCUUGGGAAGAGGCUUUUUAAACUUUACGGUGAGCGCUCGGGUCUUUUUAGGGUGCUGGUGCGGAGCGAGCCAGGGAAGAAAAGAAACUCCCUUUUUUUUUUUUUUUUUUUCCCCCCCCUGCCCUGGUGAGCUUGAAAACAGCCAAGCGGGUUUUUGGGGAGGAUGGUGGGUUUUUAGGCGCCAGCACAGCAGAUGGAUGCAUCUGUGGUUUUUUGGGAAGGAAAAAAAGGGCAAACUUGGAAA